UUCGAUAUCUUCGGGCGAGUACAGGAAACACUUAUAUUAUAAGUGGUGUUGGGACCUGGUGUAGUCAGUUAUUCGAUUUCUUUCCUUCGGUUCGUGUGGAUUCUUUAUUAAGUGUCCAAAAUGAAAUACUUCGUCUUUGCUUUAUUCCUGUUGAUUGGGUCAACAUUGGUACAUGGUCAAUCUACUGAAUCCACUUCCACCGUAGCUCCAUCUUCGACGACCACAGCACCAGCAGCUUCAACAAGUACGGCUGCAAGUUCUUCGACGGAAGCAGCAAGUUCUACGACAGCAGCUGCGGGUUCAACUACUACGGCAGCAAGCACAUCGACAGGGGCUGCUGGCAGCUCUACAACGGCGGACCCCGCCGGUGGAUCUGCACAUGGUCUACAACUUCCGGUUCACCUUCUGAUAGCUGGAACUGUGGGCAUUUUCCUAAAGUUCACCAAUGCUGUCUGAGUGAACGGUAUUUGCCGUACAAGAAUAUUCGACAGUCGUAGACAAGUGACAAAAAUUCGCAUUUUCAUUCAGUCAAAACUGCCUUUGUUCUUAAAAGAUAUGAAUAAAUUUUAACAUUUAUUUUUAUUUACGUAA
Uranotaenia lowii is the source of this 591-nucleotide messenger RNA. It is a transcript of the gene ng3, whose product is annotated as protein new-glue 3. The record is from RefSeq and is a predicted model, not a curated record. Bases 121 to 456 code for a protein of 111 amino acids. NCBI's taxonomy places the organism in Eukaryota, Metazoa, Arthropoda, Insecta, Diptera, Culicidae. The transcript has 2 exons.